Messenger RNA from Spirodela intermedia, 4489 nucleotides. NCBI's taxonomy places the organism in Eukaryota, Viridiplantae, Streptophyta, Magnoliopsida, Alismatales, Araceae. The record is from the annotation of a GenBank genome assembly.
AUGAGCAGCGAGACGGAGCCCGCGAAGGCCCUCCUCCCCUAUCUCCAGAGAGCCGAUGAGCUUCAGAAGCACGAGCCUCUGGUCGCCUACUACUGUAAGUUGAGCACUUUUGCAUUGGAUUGCGGUCUAGAAGAACCCUAGAUGGAAUUCUCUGGCCGCCGACCUGUGGGUAUAUAUGUUGUUAAUUAUUUUGGUGCCUCGUAGGUCGUCUGUACGCAAUGGAGAGGGGGCUCAAGAUCCCAACCAAGGAUCGCACCAAGACUACAAACUCGAUCCUUGUCUCCCUCAUAAAUCAGCUGGAGAAGGUGCUCCCAUGAUAACCUUCAUUGCCUGUUUGGGUGUUCUGAUGGUGUAUGAAAUGGAUUGACAAUUCUAAAUUUAGGGUUUAUUAUGGGAAAAUACGAGCUUGUUCUGCAUUGAUAUAAGAUCAUGUUAUGCUGUUGGUUCUCUCUUUUUCAGUGUAGGCUUCUGAUCGAAAAUUUAACUGCAUCGUUCAAUGAUUCAUACGAUUUCCUCUGCAGAUGAAUCAACGGGAUAAACCGCAGUCCCUCUGGCUCCGUUUAUUCCGACACGCUUUUUGUGCGUAUUUCUAGCUGUCCGGACAGCUGUCUAACCUUCUCUCGUGCUUCUUACCGGGUCAACAUCUUUCGAUGCUGAUACCUUUGGCGAACCCUAUUGACAAAAUUUCACCCCCUUCUCACAAGCGAAAAGGCCGAUGAUCAUUGUCUCCUGUUGAAUUACAAAGUAGGGCAUUCCGAUAGCCGCUGUUUGUUUUCUAUCUGCAAAGCCAGAUAAGCCUUAAAACCUGGAACAGCUAAGUUUGUCGUUUCUUUCCUUAUGGGCCUUAAGCGAACCUUGAUGCGCGUCUUUUGGUCAGCAUGCAUGCAGCCGAUUUCACCAGUCUCGCCAGUGGAUAUUCAUAGUUCGUGCGACUUUUAUCCUACAUGAAUUAUUUUCAUUAUUAUUAGGGUAUGAAAUAUUAGCUUGAAGUUGAAGUAGUUGUCUGGUACUUGGAACCAAGCUUCUUUUCUCUCAGAUGUCUGGAUAACCUGAACAAGAUUAAAUUUAAAACGAUUCAUCAUGGAGUCUAGGACCAGUUAAAGUACUAUAUAGGGUUAAAUAGUACAGUAAUAGCCCAUCAUUGAUCACAUAUGCAUAGAAAAAUAACUGCUUCAAAGACUAGUGUGAAUCUGAUCAGACUGGGAGUUGGAAAUGCUCUUUUUGAUCCAUUAGUCCAAGGGAUUUCUUUGCAUUAGUAUAGCUCAAAUAGUCAUGAGUUUGGCAUGUUGGUAUCCGCAUGCCUGCGGAUUAUAUUUUCAAUUUGAUGAAAGUUAAAGUAGAACAAUAGAAUUUUGACAAGAGAUAAGGAAUUAUCUUUAUAUGAGAUUAUAUUUUUCAAGUUUUCUCGUAAUUCUCGAGUAUUCUACAUUCAAAACUAAUGAUUACGAGGUAAAAAAUAAUAUGUCAACACAUAGGACCUGCCAAAGUAUUAAUUCUAUCAAAUUCUUUUGUUGAACUGUAGUAUAUAAUUCGAUUCGGAUAUUUGUAUGCCUACGACUAUUUUAUAAAAUACUAGUGAACUGGUAUCUCACCAGGUCGGUGCAUCAUAUACCACUGCCAGCUGAACCGGGGUUGUAUGUGUAGGGCUUUUACCAUGAUGACUUAAUAAAACAGUUAAUAAAACAGAGAUCCAUCAAUGGUUUGAACUUUAAAAUGAUUCUUCCAGUUAGAUUGCCCUCUAUGGUAUUGUUGAUGCGUCCAAAGAAAAUAUUUCUUCCGACCACUUACUUCUUAAUGUUUUCUUUGUUGACUUGGUUGAUUAAUACAAGCAUGAACAAACAUAGCCAAAAAUUCUCCAAAAUGGUGAGAUCAGCGAGGCAAGUACUUUGUUCUCCAAAUUCAAGAUCCUUGUUCAUUUGUUUUGGGGAGUGUUGCUGUGGAAGUGUGAAUUGUUUUUGAAAAUAAUGUGAAAUUGUCAAGUGUUCACUGUCAUUGCAACUAAGUCAUGUUUUAAAUCAAUGGUGUCUGACCGGUUUAAGUAAACGCUCAAUGAACUCAGGUUUUGAUUUUUAUUUCAACAUGAUAGUUCUCUCAUUCUUUCAAGUGCUGUUUAACAUUGCUCCCAGAAAGUAAACAGCUUUUUUAAAGUUUAAUACCUUUAUUAUCCAUUCAAUGUUUUAUGUUCUCCUUGAUGAUGUGAAGAUAUUAUGCUGUUGUAGGACAAGAAAUCAUUGAAGUUGGGUCCUGAGGACAGUUUGUAUGUGGAAGGAUUUGCAUCAAAUGUGUUUGCAAAAGCAGAUAAGCAGGAUAGAGCAGGGCGAGCUGACUUGUAUGUUUCCCACAAUCUUUGGAAAAAAAUAAAUCUGCCUAUGCUUUAAUUUUACGCAUGAUAUUUUCUCGAAAUUAAUCAAUUCCUUUCCUUCUCGCAGGAAUACUGCAAAGACUUUUUAUGCUGCAAGUAUCUUCUUUGAAACUCUGUAUCAAUUCGGUGAACUACAGCCUGAUGUACGGUCGUGAUCAGAUAACUUCUCUGAAAUUGAUAUUAUUCCAUUGAUAUAUCGAAUCUUAUGUCAUCUACCUUUUUCUAUUUCAGUUAUCUAGAUAACCCUAUUGUCUUCUUGAAAUGUGGAUCUCAAUCUUAUGUGCAGAUUGAGCAGAAGCAGAAGUAUGCCGCAUGGAAGGCAGCUGAUAUAAGGAAAGCAUUGAAGGAAGGUCGGAAACCUGAACCAGGACCCCCAGGCGGUGAUGAGGAUCUCUCAAUCCCCCCAACAACAGCAGCCAACGUUUAUGUAUGCUUCUAAACCCUUUGUAGUUUCUGGUAAUUCUUUUUACCCAACAAAAAGGUCAACAAUGAAAGCAUUGACUUCGAAUAGAUGAGUCAGCCCCUUUCUUAUCUCCACCUCAAACAAAGCAGUUGACUAGCAUAGAAGCAAUUUUCUCUUGUACCCCUCCUAAGUCACAUAAUGACCUCCCUCCUGGUUUCCCCUACCUUUUCUUGCUCCUAUAUCCCCAUCUUCAGUACUCUUGUUGCCUAAGUUAGGCUCCUUGCUGAAUGGGACGAGGUGGAAGAGGCGAUAAUCAAGUUAUUAAAGAGAUUAAUCAAGGAAACUAGUGCAAUAUUGGCCCUAGUGAAGGUCUCUUGCAGCGUAGUUAUGCCAGGGCCUUCCAGUGUUUGUCCUUUUCAGGAACAUUACUACGAAUUCUCUGGUAGAUGGGAUGAUCCUUUCUGUUAAUGGGAAAAAAAAGUAGAGUCAUAGCGCUGAGUUAAAUUUUUUUUUUUGAUUUAAAUCCUUGAUUUUCAGUGCUUGUAUAUUGUAACUAUCAUUCAACUAAAAUCAUAUGCAAAAUAUGAAAUAUCCAGAAAAAAUUUCCACUGUUAGGAGGAGAUUAUGUUCUUUCUCUCGUGUGCUUUUUUCCUCUUAUUUUGUGAAAAACUAUCAUUUCAAGAGAAGUUAUGCCAUUUUUGGUAAAAAAAAAAUAUCCCCUCUUAGAAACCUGAAUUAUUUGGGUUUUCUGGAGUGACUACGAGCAAACAUCUAGGAAUCAACUUUUAAUGGGAAUUUUGUUAUUUUUGGUCAAGUUGCAUUACAACUGAAAGCUUGCAAAUUUUCAACUUCCUGAGCUUUCUCUUCUUCCCUUGCAGGAUGUGGGCCGCCCAGAGAGCUCCCCUUUCAAUCCCCCACCUGCUAAUGCAUCUCAUCAUGUAGACAAUAUUAAUCAGCAGCAUUCUCGUGAAAACUCGCCCCCUCCACCUUCCUCUUACCCGGGACAAGGGUUUCCCUCUACCGAAGCCCACCAACCCCCUCCAGCCACCCACCGGCCUGAAAGCCCGACGUAUUCUCACCCUCAUCUCGAUCAGUUUUAUCCAUCCAAUCAGCGAGCCACCCAGAGCAUCUCCCCGGAGGACCAAUCUCCACCAGGCCAUUCCUUCAAUGGCAGCACCCCACUGCCGCUGCCGCCGCCACCAAAUUGCCCAUCAUCCUACGACGGCGUGCGGCCGCAUGGCGGCUACCCUCCUCAUGACCGAUCAUUUGAUAACUAUCCUCCCCAUGACGGCGUGUCGCAGCAUUACCCUUCUCAUGAAGCUGCAACUGGAGUCUCCUCCCCUUAUACUUACCCUAAUUUUCAGACCUAUCCAAGUUUUAAUGACAGCAACCUUCCUGUGGUCCCUACCCAGCACCCUUCUUACUACCAUGGCUCUGACCUCGCCCAGCCAUACCAGCCACCUCCCCCUGCCCCAACUUACACAUCACCGGGGCCAACUGAUGCGAGCCGGAGGAAUGGGCCACUGCCUGCGACAGUGUCUCCCGCCGCCGCCAAAUAUGUGUAUGACAGCAGCUACCAGCCGUCUGUGGAGAAGAUUGCAGAGGCACACAAAGCAGCUAGAUUUGCUGUUGGUGCUCUGGCAUUUGAUGAUGUGCCGGUGGCUGUUGAUUUCCUCCAGCGUUCCCUUGAAUUGCUGACCAAUCCUUCUGCGGAGAGUCACUGA